AUGAUGAGACGACGGUCCACCGUGGCCGGUUUCUUCACGGCGCUUCUCUACGGCUUUGGUACCCAGGAUGCCAAGGCCCUGGAAUCCAUAGAUGCAAGUGCCUAUCGAUGUUAUCUCGCAAGUAACGACGGAAGGUUCGCUCGUCAUCGGUCAGUAAUCAGCACGAGCCAGUGA
Molecule: messenger RNA, 174 nt
Organism: Colletotrichum tamarilloi
Lineage: Eukaryota; Fungi; Ascomycota; Sordariomycetes; Glomerellales; Glomerellaceae
Exons: 2
Coding region: 1-174 (57 amino acids)
Source: RefSeq, a predicted model, not a curated record